Schistocerca serialis cubense is the source of this 1116-nucleotide messenger RNA. RefSeq names its product adult-specific cuticular protein ACP-20-like. Gene Ontology annotation, cellular component: extracellular matrix. Bases 1 to 882 code for a protein of 293 amino acids. The transcript has 4 exons. The record is from RefSeq and is a predicted model, not a curated record. Lineage: Eukaryota; Metazoa; Arthropoda; Insecta; Orthoptera; Acrididae.
AUGACGGAGCGAGGAAGAGAAAAAGUCGCGGUGCAGAGAGUCAGGAAGGGAAGAAAGAAGGAUAGCGUCGUGUCCAACCGGCCGGCGCGGCGCGGCGCAGAUGUACGAGCGCUCGCAGUGGUGGGGCGGCUGGCCUGGGGGCAGGCGUGGGCGGCGGACCACCCGCCGGGCCUCAGGGACGUGGCCCGUGUCCCGACCUGCCCCAGGCCGCAGAGACCAGCAAGGCGCUCCGCGUGGUCGCUCCACACCUGGCGUAGGGAGGGAGCGCUCCUGCCGUCACUAACACCCAGCAACAAGUUGCUUAGCAAACACUAUCUGGAAAGUAACGGCCACUGUGGACUGCGCCAGCAGGUGGGAGCCCUGGCUGCGCUGCUGCUGUGCGGCCUGGCAGCUGCCGAGGUGGGCUACGGCAGGGGACCAGCCGGAGGCUUCGGAGGCGGCGCUGGCGGCGGAGGCUUCGGAGGCGGCGGCUUCGGAGGCGGCGGCGGCUUCGGUGGUGGCGGCGGCGGUGGUUUUGGAGACGGCGGUCCGGCGCAGCCGUACAGCUUCCAGUACGAGGUGCAGGAUCCGUACUACGGCACCGACUUCGGCCAGCAGGAGAGCGGCCAGGGAGGCAACGUGCAGGGCACGUACCGCGUGCGGCUACCCGACGGGCGCGUGCAGUACGUGCGCUACCGCGCCAGCGACGCCACCGGCUACGUGGCCGACGUGCAGUACCAGGGCACGCCCACCUACCCGUCCGGCCCAGGGGCGGGAGGAUUCGGCGGAGGAGCAGGUGGCGGCGGAGGUUUUGGCAGACCCGGAGGCGGCUUCGGUGGACCUGGAGGCGGAGGUUUCGGAGGCCCUGGCUCCAACACGUACCUCCCUCCUGUCGGCAAGUAGACAGCCGUCAAAUGCAGAAGCCACACGGGUACGGCGAGACUUGGAAGACCACAGCCGCAGGGUUCACGCAGCACAGCACCGGUUCCACGUUAGAAGCUUCCACCACCCACGCAGAUGCGCUAGAGAGGCGAUCAGACUGUGAAAUACCAUGUUGCUCGCACGGAGCAAAACAGUUUCCACGGUGGAUACUCCGUCGAGUGUGCUGCGUAACCCACAUUAGUCGAUAAUUUUGUA